AGUUUGAACUCAGAGCGCGUCGCGAGCAGUGCGUUCCAUCCGAUAUUCUGUCGGAUCUUCCGGUUUUUCGGUUUCCCAAAUUUCAUAAUACCCAAUCUCAUCUUGAUUCGAAGAGAUGAACAUGAUAGAACCACGUGGAUUCUAAUACCUUAUCGUCUUUAAAUAUAUAGAGCGAGCCCUUGACAAAUGUGUGCGUUUGUGUACUGAAGCGCACAUUGGAAUAAGUGAAGUGGUGAACAAAACAGAACUGAAAUCGGAAAACAACAGAAACAAAUGAAUAAAACCAUGUGGACUCAAACGAACUGAACUGUAUUGGAAGCUCCACGCUGGCACAUGUCUAGCCUGUGCUGAUAAAAAAAAAGAAAACGAAACCGAGAAAAGUACGAGAAACCCCCGAUAAAAGCAAUGGACUUGUGUACAUAACGACGGCCAGUCACUGUAAAUCGGAAGAGUUACCCUAUAAAAAUCAUAAAAAUUCAAAAAAUAUUCCGUAUUCCAAGAACCACCCAUAAAAAACGCCGCACAUCUCCCGAGCAAAAAAUGGCGCGAGUUCAGGCCAGCGACUCGUUGAUUCCCCGCCAGGUGUUCGAGGUUCCUCCGGCGGAACCCAAUAAUUCCACGGCGGACAGCGGCAGUCAGGGUUCCGGGGUAAAGCUAAAGAAGCAGAUCGGCCUGCUCGAUGGAGUGGCCAUCAUCGUUGGUGUAAUUGUCGGAUCCGGCAUCUUCGUGAGUCCCAAGGGAGUGCUCAAGUUCUCCGGCUCCAUAGGACAAUCCCUCAUCGUUUGGGUCCUCAGCGGAGUGCUCAGCAUGGUGGGCGCCCUAUGCUACGCCGAAUUGGGCACGAUGAUACCCAAAUCAGGCGGAGAUUAUGCCUAUAUAGGCACUGCAUUUGGUCCUCUGCCUGCGUUCCUUUAUCUGUGGGUGGCCCUGCUGAUCCUGGUGCCCACGGGCAAUGCGAUUACGGCUCUGACUUUUGCCAUAUAUCUGCUGAAACCUUUUUGGCCUUCCUGCGACGCGCCCAUUGAAGCUGUUCAGCUGCUGGCGGCUGCCAUGAUAUGUGUGCUGACGCUUAUCAAUUGCUAUAAUGUUAAGUGGGUUACGCGUGUGACGGACAUCUUUACGGGCACCAAGGUGGUUGCCCUCCUGGUGAUCGUUGGCGCCGGAGUCUGGUGGUUGUUCGAUGGAAACACAGAGCACUGGGAUAAUCCCUUCUCGGGAGGCCUUCAAGAUCCUGGAUAUAUAGCCCUGGCCUUCUAUAGCGGCCUCUUCUCGUACUCCGGCUGGAACUAUUUGAACUUUGUAACAGAGGAGCUCAAGGAUCCGUACCGAAACCUGCCCAAGGCCAUUUGCAUCUCAAUGCCGGUGGUCACGGUCAUCUAUAUGAUCACGAAUAUUGCAUACUUUUCGGUUCUCUCGCCAGACGAGAUCCUUUCGUCAGAUGCAGUGGCAGUCACGUUUGGCGACAAGAUGCUGGGGUAUAUGUCCUGGAUUAUGCCCUUCGCUGUGGCCUGCUCCACUUUUGGUUCGCUGAAUGGAGCGAUCUUCGCGUCCUCGCGACUUUUCUUCGUCGGUGCAAGGAAUGGUCACCUGCCGGCCGCCAUUUCGCUGAUUAACGUUAAUUGCCUGACACCUGUGCCCUCGCUGAUAUUCCUGGGCGUGCUCACCUUGCUGCUGCUGUUCAUCGAGGACGUCUACGUACUAAUCAACUACGUCAGCUACGUGGAGGCGUUGUUCACGCUGAUCUCGGUAUCCGGACUGCUGUGGAUGCGCUACAAGCAACCCAAGACGGAGCGACCCAUCAAGGUCAACUUGGCGCUGCCCAUCAUCUAUCUGAUCGUCUGCCUGUUCCUGGUCAUCUUCUCUUGCACGCAGACGCCAUAUGUGGUAGGAAUCGGGACGAUCAUUAUACUGUCUGGAAUUCCGGUCUACUACCUGACCAUCCACAAACCGGUCAAAUGGCUGGCGGACACUUCGCAGGCGAUCAACCUGUGGUGCUCCAAAUUCUUCAUCUGUAUGCCCAACCAGGAGAAGUUCGACUAGGACUGCAGGACUCUACGACUUUGGGAAGAGAGGGCCUUUUGUGGAUGUAUCGAUCAACGCAACUAUAGAAGGGAAUAUCUUGUAGUUAGGAUAAGUCUCAAUUUACCCCUAAGAUAGGUUAGCAACGCGAAAUUUUGAAAACCUACGCACAACAUUACAAAAGUGUUAUUGUAAAUAACUCAAAUGCAUUCUGGUAGGGAAGUCCCUGCUUCAAUUAAUAUUAUUUGUUAGUCGUACUUUUAAUGUAUAUUUCAAACCCAAAAAAAAUGAGUUCCUCGUCGAAAGCAGAAGUACGCCUGUUAUACAAAAUGCGAACCAAUUUUUACAUAUUAUACAAGUAAUUAGGAGCUUAUUCAGUAAGUAAUAAUUAUUAUUGAUGCAACUUUUUGCGAAAUGUAAAAAAUCGAAUUUGUUUUGUAUAAGAAAGUUAAUAAUAAACACAUUAAACUUU
Drosophila melanogaster (fruit fly) is the source of this 2491-nucleotide messenger RNA. RefSeq names its product minidiscs (gene mnd). Gene Ontology annotation, molecular function: transmembrane transporter activity. The coding region runs from base 541 to 2040 and encodes 499 amino acids. Gene Ontology annotation, cellular component: plasma membrane; membrane. Gene Ontology annotation, biological process: L-alpha-amino acid transmembrane transport; transmembrane transport. The record is from RefSeq and is marked reviewed. NCBI's taxonomy places the organism in Eukaryota, Metazoa, Arthropoda, Insecta, Diptera, Drosophilidae. The transcript has 4 exons.